Nilaparvata lugens (brown planthopper) is the source of this 445-nucleotide messenger RNA. Its product is annotated as autophagy-related protein 16-like. The record is from RefSeq and is a predicted model, not a curated record. Gene Ontology annotation, cellular component: autophagosome membrane. Gene Ontology annotation, molecular function: protein binding. Gene Ontology annotation, biological process: autophagosome assembly. Bases 47 to 445 code for a protein of 132 amino acids. Lineage: Eukaryota; Metazoa; Arthropoda; Insecta; Hemiptera; Delphacidae. The transcript has 3 exons.
UUUUAGUGACAUAUUUAAAUUCGUUACCAGGCACAGAAAUGCGAAAAUGCAAAAGGAAAUAGAGGACGCCGUCAAGGAGCCGAGAGGCCUUUCGCCAGAACAAGUAUUCAACAUGCCCAUUUCAUCGGCUAUACCUAAGAAACCGAUUUUGAAAUUUGAUGCCCAUGACGGUGAGGUGGAUGCGGUGAAAUGGAGUCCAGUGGACAGACUUGUGGCCACCGGAGGUGGCGACCGCAAAGUCAAGCUAUGGGAUGUCUCAAAUGGUAUUCUGGAGCCUCGAGGCAUUCUGCUAGGCAGCAACCGAGGCGUGAUGAGUGUGGACUUCGACUCGACCGGUACAGUCAUCCUGGGCGCAUCCAGCGAUCAGGCCACGCGCGUCUGGACCGUCGCCGAUCAACGACUAAGGGUGAGUCCCCAUCUCAACCUAACUCAUUUUCAUUCUUAA